AGACCAUGGGCCAUGAAUGCAGAAGUGUCAAAAUAAAGUCAUUUUUUGAGUGAAAAAGUUAGCUGCGGUACUGACGUGUGAUAUAUGUGGGCUGUGGAGCGAAAGGAGAUAAGGUGAUAGUAAAAUCCAUACGUAUAAAUGUGAGGGAAAGCCAAGGAAAGAUUUGUGAGGAUUGUUCUUGCCGAGGACUCAACAAUUUUUUCUUCUAAAUUCGGAAUGGCAGCCCCAAAGGAAGAAGCUGAACGUUUGGUAAAGCUGGCAGAGUCUUGUAUCCUAGAUGAAAAAUUCGACGCAGCUGAAGACUAUAUCCAACAAGCUUUGAACAUCCACCCAUCUCCUAAAAUUCAAGAAGCACUCUCCCUACUGAAACAGCGUUCAGGAAGAAAUGAAACUGCAGAGCCCACAUUAAGACGGAGAAAGGCAGAAAGUGAGGAUUCUCCUAAAUUUACUGAGGAACAAGUGCAAUUUGUUGAAAGAAUCAAAAGUGCAAAUGAUUACUAUGAGAUCUUAGCAGUCAGUAAAAAAGCAACAAGUACGGAAUUAAAACAGGCCUUUAAAAACAGGUGUCUGGAAGUACAUCCUGAUAAAAACAAGGCACCUGGCGCCACUGAGGCAUUUCAAGCCGUUGGACUUGCUUUUGGGGUUUUAAUUGAUCCUGAAAAACGCGAGGAGUAUGACUCACAAGGAAUAGCAAUGAAACUUGAAACAGGGGAAAUAUUUGGACAAAACUUAGCCCUAUUGGUGCUUGGUUUUAUUGGAAUGGCUGGGAUUGGUGCCCUAGCUUGGCACGCAACAAAAUCUUCACGAGCCUCUAAGAAAAAGUAGUUUAUUAUCUGACUUCGAUGAUAAAAUAAUUCGUGAAAAUCGGUGUAACAUAUUUAUUCAGAACUUCCAAUAAAUCUCUGAACCAAUGAAAA
Molecule: messenger RNA, 917 nt
Organism: Belonocnema kinseyi
Lineage: Eukaryota; Metazoa; Arthropoda; Insecta; Hymenoptera; Cynipidae
Product: dnaJ homolog subfamily B member 12-like
Exons: 6
Coding region: 217-825 (202 amino acids)
Biological process (GO): cellular response to misfolded protein
Cellular component (GO): endoplasmic reticulum membrane
Molecular function (GO): Hsp70 protein binding
Source: RefSeq, a predicted model, not a curated record